Chrysochloris asiatica (Cape golden mole) is the source of this 520-nucleotide messenger RNA. It is a transcript of the gene TAF13, whose product is annotated as TAF13 RNA polymerase II, TATA box binding protein (TBP)-associated factor, 18kDa. The record is from RefSeq and is a predicted model, not a curated record. Lineage: Eukaryota; Metazoa; Chordata; Mammalia; Afrosoricida; Chrysochloridae. Gene Ontology annotation, cellular component: transcription factor TFIID complex. Bases 6 to 380 code for a protein of 124 amino acids. Gene Ontology annotation, molecular function: protein heterodimerization activity. The transcript has 4 exons. Gene Ontology annotation, biological process: transcription by RNA polymerase II.
GUGGGAUGGCAGAUGAGGAAGAAGAUCCCACCUUUGAGGAAGAAAAUGAAGAAAUUGGAGGAGGUUCGGAUGGUGGACAGGGCAAACGAAAGAGAUUAUUUUCUAAAGAAUUACGAUGUAUGAUGUAUGGGUUUGGAGAUGACCAGAAUCCUUACACUGAGUCCGUUGAUAUUCUUGAAGACCUUGUCAUAGAGUUCAUCACUGAAAUGACUCAUAAGGCAAUGUCAAUCGGAAGACAAGGUCGAGUACAAGUUGAAGAUAUAGUCUUCUUGAUUCGAAAGGACCCAAGGAAGUUUGCUAGAGUUAAAGACUUGCUUACUAUGAAUGAAGAAUUGAAAAGAGCUAGAAAAGCAUUUGAUGAAGCAAACUAUGGAUCAUGACAGAUUUUGUAUUUUCUGAAGCUACGUAUCUUCUGGGAAAACUAUAUGUAGUAACUGUAUUUUCUACAGAAAGGUCCUGAUAUAGCUUACUAUGUAAAUGACAGGUAGAGAAACACAACAUUUUCAUGUCUUUGGUUUUA